Molecule: messenger RNA, 2739 nt
Organism: Lichtheimia ornata
Lineage: Eukaryota; Fungi; Mucoromycota; Mucoromycetes; Mucorales; Lichtheimiaceae
Exons: 5
Coding region: 1-2739 (912 amino acids)
Biological process (GO): intracellular signal transduction; septin ring organization; establishment of cell polarity
Cellular component (GO): cytoplasm; division septum; nucleus
Molecular function (GO): guanyl-nucleotide exchange factor activity; protein binding
Source: RefSeq, a predicted model, not a curated record
AUGGCUACCUUAGCCCUAAAGCGACGGACGCCUUCGCUCGGAACACUUCCACACGUUCCCAACAUUUCAGUCAUCGACAAUCCUUUACCAACACCAACACUGCCCACCGCCACCAAUAAGCCAGCUGUACAGGGCUCUUCCCUCUAUCACACUUGCCGCUCUGUACUCGACAAACUAGCCGCCAUUGAAGGCAUGGAACAAUACCUUGCCGAUGCUGAGAACAUGCCACCAUCGUCAUCACCCUCAUCGCCAGAACCAACCACACCCACUGGUGGAGAUCCACUUUCCAAACUAUGGACACUUUGUCGUCGUGGUUCGCCCCUGUGCACAUUGUUCAAUGCUUUGAAGACUGAGAGUCCUUUAAAAGUGGACCAAAACCCCACUCUCAACCAAGUCAACAUUUGCAAAGCAAGCGUGUAUCAUUUCAUUGUUGCCUGCAGAGACCAGCUAGAGUUCACCGAAGACCAACUAUUUACAAUCACUGAUUUGUAUCAAGAUGAUACGAAUGGCUUUGUUAAGGUCGUAAACACUGUUGACAAGCUGAUUCAACUCUUGGAAAAAGAUGGCGUGAUCAACGUUCGAUCGUCCAACAGAAACUCAGAUCCCAAUGCUCCCAAGGAUACUCGCGACAAGGUCGUUCUUGAGUUAUUGGAAACAGAGCGCAAAUACGUUCAGGAUCUUGAAACCUUGCAGAAUUACAUGCGUGAAUUGCAAAUCCAAAAAGUGGUUGCUCCUGAUACCAUCCAUUAUUUGUUUGGCAACCUCAAUACGCUCGUCGACUUUCAACGUCGUUUCCUCAUCCAAUUGGAGAACAUGGCCGAGAAUGCCCCUGAGGAGCAACGCUUUUGCUUAUUGUUUUCACAAUUGGAGGAGCCAUUUGCCGUAUACGAGCCUUAUUGUGCCAACUAUUAUUCUGCUCAAGACCUCGUGGUGCAAGAAACCCCCAAGCUGGAGAAAUUGGCUCACGUUCUCAAUCCAGCAUAUGAAUUGCCUUCCUUGUUGAUCAAGCCUGUACAGCGUAUCUGCAAGUAUCCAUUGCUUCUUAGUCAGCUGAUCAAGACCACCAGCAGCGAUUGGCCCCAUUAUGCCGAGAUGGAAGAAGGCUUGGAAGCCAUCAAGCGAGUAACCGAAAAGGUCAACGAGACACAACGCAAGCAUGAGAACAUGCAAGCUGUUCAAGAUUUGAAACGACGUGUUGAUGAAUCAGACCGUGAUGCUGUGGAUGGUCAUGGUGCUCUCUUGCUCCAGAACAAGCUUGUUAUGGAAAGCAAUGAUCAGGAACGUGAAUUACAAAUGUACUUGUUCCAAAAAGCUCUCGUGAUUUGCAAAGAGAACAAGGAUUCAGCCAAGAACAAGUUGACCAAAUCCAACACGUUGUCGAUCAAAAAGAAGCGUCGUGCAAGUCUUCAAUACAAAGGAUGCAUUUUCACCAAUCGUAUCCUCAAUGUAAACAAUCGCUCUCAUCCUGGCACCUGGACGCUCGUUAUUGAGUACAAGGAUCGAGAAGUGGAACGUUUUUCUCUAAAGUUUCGCAAUGAGGAAUUGCUCAAGUUAUGGGAGAACACGCUUAACAAGGUCAAGAUGGCAUACAAGUCUCAUGUGCCUAAUACACAUCUUGUAUCGAUGGGUAUUCCAAUGACCCCUGUCAGCUCCCAGGGUCGAGGAGAUGGACUUUAUUUGGAUGAUGAUGAUGACGACGAUGAUGAAGAUGAAGAUGAAGAAGAUUUACAUACCGCCGCCAGGUCACGUAGCAAUUCUGUAUCUGCACAACAAGCACUUGGUAUGCGACCCAAGAUGAUGCGUAACAACAGCCAAGACGCAUCCAUGUUUAUGAUCAACAACAAGCACAACAGCAAUAGACCACCUAUGCCAAUGCCUAGCAUGAGCUUAUCAUCCAUCCCUCGCAGCACUGGAGGUGGCUAUCCAAGUGCGACAUCACCAUCACCCAACGACUAUGGCUUAUACCCAGCAUCCCCACCACCUUCCAGCCCAUCGUCACCGGGAACAUCGACUCGUACUUCAUCCAGUGCAUCUUCAUCAUGGCAUCGUCGUGGUGAUGAUUCGCCCCUUGUUGAUAUUGGAACCAAGUUCCUCAAUGCUACGGAUGUCUUGACACCCAACUCGGAAGAAUUCAGACCCUUGGGAGUGGUUCCUGCAAGGAGUCAUUCACAUUCAGCAGCAGCUGAUAUGUACAAUCCUUCAUCGCCACCACCCAUGCCUACAGGUCCUUCAAGAAGCCAUACACGUGUUCGAUCGCAAAGUAGCCCCAACAUUCACAAGUCUCACAACAUCACCCAUUGGGAUGAUAUGCCACAAGUACCUAUCAAUUCUCGUACGCUUUACAACCGUGAUCCUACUUUGAGCAAUGGUGUACGCAAUGUAUCAUCCACACCUCGUUUAUCAGAGAUGGCUUCUUUGCAACAACAACAGCAACAAGCACAAGUGGAUCGUGUUGUGGCAGCUGUACCCAAUUCUCCUGGCACUGUGAAGAUCAAGCUGAGUUACAAUGAUGGCAUCUAUGUGAUCAUGGUUGCUGAACAAGUGACCUUUACCGAGCUCAUGGAAAAGGUUGAACGAAAAAUCCGACUUGUGGCCAAUCUCAAACCAAGCGACAUGUUACGAUUGAAAUACCAGGAUGAGGAUGGUGAUUUAAUUACUAUCAAUUCCGAUGACGACGUCCAAAUGGCAUUUGAGAAUCGUGGCAACAACUCUGCAUUGAAUCUUUUCGUCAACAUCUAA